CCACCCAACCCAAAUUUGCAUCCGCACAAGGCAGCGCCACAACAGUAGUGCAACAUCUCCAAUAUGGAUGAUACAGACCUCAAUCCACGACGCCGGAAACGUAGAACCAGCAGCGGCAGCGAUAGCGACGGCAGCGACGGCGCCCCGCCGCGGCCGCAGCUGCAACGCGUGCACACGCCGACGUCCCUUCCUCCUUCCCAGCCUCUGCAAUGGUCAUCCCUCGGCAGCAGCACCUUUGCCAGCUUCGCUGAUGCCGUCCUCAACAGCGACCACAGCAACCUCAUUGACUUCACCCAGGCAUCAACCUGGAAGCCGCUGCAGCUGCUGACGGGGCUGUCGCUCCUCGCAACACACGCCCGACUGGUCAGCUCACUAGCCCACGCCCUAACCCAGCUCCGUCGCCACGGGUGGCACCUCGCCUGGAUCCUGAUUUUUGACGAGCCCUGGAUCCUGGCCUGCAUGUACGGCGCCUUCAUCGGCCAGCUGUCGCACGGCCGGCUGGCGCUGGAUCCGGAUUUCGUGUUCUUCCACGUGGAUCCUGGAUCCAGGGGCUGGGCCCCGCACCGCGACCGCCCCACCAUGCCCUUCCUGCCCGUGGCCCCCGGCCAGGGCGGAGCGGGGCAGCCGCGCGGCGCGCAGCAGGGCGACCCAGGACCGCCGGCGCAACCGCUCGCAGCACCGCUAGCGCACGGCACCAGCCCGACGGCCCCGCAGCCGCAGCCCGCGCCUCAGUGCGAGGCACAUCAGCACACGCCGCAGCCUGCGCCUUACCAGGGCGGCCCUCACCACCCGCCGCCACCGCAGCAGCCGGCGCCGCAGUCGCCGCAGCCGCAGCCGGCACCACCGCCGCAGCCGCAGCUGCAGCCGCAGAAGCAGCCGCCGCCAAUGCCGCAGCCGCAGCCGCUGCUACUGCCCGCGUACGUGACGUGCUGGGUGGCGCUGACGGCCGCCACCCCCGACAACGGCUGCGUGUACUGCCUGCCCGCAGACCUGGAUCCAGCGUACGGCGGCGGCGGCAACAGCAGUAGCGACGACAGCUUGCCGGACCUGCAGGCUGUGCGGGCGCUGCCGGCCGCCGCCGGCGAGGCACUGCUGUGGAGCGGGCGCCUGCUGCACUGGGGCGGCGUGGCGGCCGCAUGCCCGGAGGCCCCGGACUGCAAGGAGGCAGCUGCAGCUGCAGCUGCAGAGGGCGCUAACGCGGAGGCGGCUACGAUGGCGGCUGAGGAGGAAGAGGAAACGGAGGAGAAACGCGGUGGUGGUUUCACAGCAGCCGACGGCGGCGGUGACGGGGUCCAUGGCGGCUGGGGCCCUACUGCUGCUGACGGGUGUGGCUGUGGCGGCUGCAUUCCGCGUGUGGCCAUGUCGUUUGCGGCGUGUGCGCCCGAGUUCGAGGACCCAGCACUGCGCGGUGUGGACCUGUCACAGCUGGGGGCGGAGGUGACACGCGCGGCGGCGGUGGCGGCGGCGGCGGCAGGGUCGGCGGAGUUGACGGUGGCAGCGGCGGGUGCGGCUGCGGGUGCGGCAGCGGAGAGGACGGUGGCGGAGGAGUCGCCAGUCUGGCCGCCCCGGCGCCCCGCAGGGCACAGCAGUAGGGAGGCGGGGGCGGAGUCGCCUGUUGGCGGAGCUGGUGCAGCGGGCGCUCUGCCAGUGCCCGCGCCGCUAGAAGACCAGGAGCAGGAGCAGGAGCAGGAGCAGGAGCAGGAGCAGGAGCAGGAGCAGGAGCAGGGGCAGCAGGGGCAGCAGGGGCAGCAGGGGCAGGGCACGGCGCAGCCGCAGCAGCUGUCCCUGCCGACUCUGCGCCAGCGGCUGUGUGUGCUGGCGGUGCAGCUGCAUGUGCACCAGCAUACGGAGCCGCUGCCGCCCCAGCUGGCGGCGGUGCUGGAGGCGGUGGAGGCGGCGCUGGCAGGCGGGUAGCGGGGCAGGCAGUCGGGGGGUGAGGACGGGGUGCGAUGACGGGGUGCGACGUCAUUUCAUGACGUCAGUGACUUGUGGUUGGAGGGAAUAGUGUGUAAGCUGGCGAACUGGCGAUGGUGGGAAAGCUUCGGAGCCGCGCAGGGGCUUGUGGGCUGUGUGAGCUAUCAGCUAUUGGGCGUGUAAUUAAGCAGGUGU
Molecule: messenger RNA, 2109 nt
Organism: Chlamydomonas reinhardtii
Lineage: Eukaryota; Viridiplantae; Chlorophyta; Chlorophyceae; Chlamydomonadales; Chlamydomonadaceae
Exons: 4
Coding region: 64-1914 (616 amino acids)
Source: RefSeq, a predicted model, not a curated record